AUGAGUCUCUUUCAGAGGCUAGCAAAAACGCUCCGCAUCGGCAAUGCAAAGUACAUCGUAGGCCAAGACCUCGCAGGCAACUCGUACCUCGAGUUGCCCUCGCUCUCCGGCUCACUCGAUCCGCGGCAUACACGGCGCUCAAUCCAGUGGAAGGAGAAGAAAGAAAUGGGCGACUACGACCAGCGAUCCAUCCCGGUUCAAUGGGUCAUGUGGUUGCGGCAUACUCGACGCGAGGCGCCUUCCAUCGAGGAACUGGUCAAGGAUCGAGAGCGCAUCCUGCUCACACAGGCUAAUGCCGCCAAGCUAGCUUUGGAGGAUAAGGAGAGGAGGGAGAGGGAACAGCAAGCCAGAUUGGAGGCGCAUAACGAGGCAAAGGAUCGUGCACAGAAAUUGGUGCCGAGUUCGGGUGGGGGACCCGUGCCCACGUCGACAGUGGUAGAUGAGAACGUGGAGCAGCAGGCCGAGACGAGAGUGCCUCAGCAAGAACAAGGCGCUGGAGGCGUGCUGCAGCAGGAGCGAACACCAGAUCAGGAUGUGUGGGCAGCAAGUAGGGCCAGGUUGGCAGCCAAGGGUCAACUAUCGUCUACAGACUCGGCAGCCGCCAGCGAUGCAGAACAAGGACAGGUCUCAGCAGAGCUUCAGCAAGCCAUGGAUCGAAGGGCGGCGCGAAGAGCUGGCAGAAAUGACCAAGACGCAGAGAGGGAGCGAGCAAGGAGGGAAAUGACCAAGUCGCCGUUGGAUGCCUUUGUCCCGAUGCCAAAAGCUCGAAGGUGA
Messenger RNA from Kalmanozyma brasiliensis GHG001, 774 nucleotides. Its product is annotated as NADH dehydrogenase [ubiquinone] 1 alpha subcomplex subunit 12. Gene Ontology annotation, biological process: mitochondrial respiratory chain complex I assembly. The record is from RefSeq and is a predicted model, not a curated record. Gene Ontology annotation, cellular component: membrane. Bases 1 to 774 code for a protein of 257 amino acids. NCBI's taxonomy places the organism in Eukaryota, Fungi, Basidiomycota, Ustilaginomycetes, Ustilaginales. The transcript has a single exon.